UUGAAAUAUCACUCCCUCAUCGAGACCUGCUUCUUGUGAGGCAGAAAUGGGAGCGACCCUUUUCUUGUUCUCCAUUUCUCCAACUAAAUGCAUUCCAAAAGCAACAGCAACACAGAAACUCCAUAUGGGCAAUUCCCCUUUUUGCUUAUCUUCAGCUUCUCGACCACAAUUAUCUUUUCCUAAUUUCAGACAUUAUGGCCUCUGCUCGGUUAUUAUGGCCUCUUCUUCUUCUUCUCCUUCUUCUUCGCCAAAAGCUUCUACCAAGCUCUAUGUCAGUGGGCUUUCAUUCCGUACCACGGAAGACAGUUUAAGAAAUGCUUUUGGAAAAUUUGGCCAACUUGUAGAAGUCAAUCUGGUGAUGGAUAAAAUAGCAAACAGGCCAAGAGGGUUUGCUUUCCUCCAUUACGCAACCGAGGAGGAAUCUCAAAAGGCUAUCGAGGGAAUGCAUGGAAAGUUUUUGGAUGGCAGGGUAAUAUUUGUGGAAGUUGCUAAACCAAGAUCAGAGCUUCGUCAAAGUCCCAAACAAAAUCCAAGACGGUUUUGAAGAGCAGCAAUGGAAUCGCUAUUCUUGUCAAAGAUGCUAAUUGCUACUGCUAAUUAAGCUGGAAUUUUAUCAUUCACUAUUCUCAUGCACAAUGUCAAAUGGCUUUAUUCAUCAUAAUUCAUAAAUGGCUUCUAUUAGCUCAUAAGCUCUCUCUCUCUCUCUC
Morus notabilis is the source of this 707-nucleotide messenger RNA. Its product is annotated as organelle RRM domain-containing protein 6, chloroplastic. Gene Ontology annotation, biological process: cytidine to uridine editing; chloroplast mRNA modification. Gene Ontology annotation, molecular function: RNA binding. Lineage: Eukaryota; Viridiplantae; Streptophyta; Magnoliopsida; Rosales; Moraceae. The transcript has 4 exons. Gene Ontology annotation, cellular component: chloroplast. The record is from RefSeq and is a predicted model, not a curated record. Bases 47 to 544 code for a protein of 165 amino acids.